This is a messenger RNA of Nicotiana tabacum (common tobacco), 1825 nucleotides long. Its product is annotated as nudix hydrolase 8. The record is from RefSeq and is a predicted model, not a curated record. Lineage: Eukaryota; Viridiplantae; Streptophyta; Magnoliopsida; Solanales; Solanaceae. Gene Ontology annotation, molecular function: NAD binding; NADH pyrophosphatase activity; ADP-ribose diphosphatase activity.
UAACUUUACCUCACACUACUCUUUCCUUUCCAUUUUCUCUCAGUUUUCCUUGCACUUCCCUUCAUUUUCGACACUUUAAUUUAUGCAAAUAACUUAUAAAAUAUCUUUCUUUUAGUAGUUGUUUUUCAACCUUAUGUUUGUCAUUUUAUACAAGGUUCAUUUUCAACCACAUGCUAUAUUGCCAUCAAUCUUAGAUAUCUGCUUUAACUUUAUGUCAAUUUCCAUGUCUUAAUUCAUCUCCUUUAUAUAUGUUAUCUUCUUUGUUCUUUUACUUACAGUUCUUCACUGGUUUUGUUCACAUUUUAGUUUUCUCCGAGGGGGGCGAAAAUACCCAAGAAAAUAUCUUGUUAUUAGCAUUACAAAAACGAAUCUUGAACUUCUUUUUUUAAUAUGUAAAUUACGUGGUUUCUUUAUCUGGGUUAUUUAUAAAGCUGUCAAGAUUUUGGUUUUUCAUUUGGACUGUGGAACUGAGCUGUUGAAUUAGUUUAAAUGGAGCUGAAAUAUGUUGAUUCUAAGGCAAUAUCAAUGUGUAAAUCAGUUGGUAUGGAGAUGAUGAAGUUUUCUAGCUCAUUUUUAGACUCAAAGCUCAAGUUUGGUGUCAAUGUAGCUCCCAAGUUUUGUUCUUGCAAAGGGCUUUCAGUGAAGGCUUCUUAUUCAAGAACUUCUUAUGAUGCUACAAGCUCAGUCACCAAAAAGAAUUUCUUAGUGGACACUUUCUCUUAUCAGAUAAAUGGUACAAACCGUACAGGUUUGUAUUUUAGAGAUAAAUGGGUACUUGAUGCCUCUGAUGAUGAAUACGGAGGAGUACUCGUCAAUGCAGAAAGACUACCAUCCAAUCCGGGCAAAUUUACGUCUGUACUACGUGCAUCUCUCGCUCAUUGGAAAGUGAAGGGGAAGAAGGGAGUUUGGCUAAAGCUACCAGUGGAAAAAUGUGAUCUAGUUCCUAUUGCAGUAAAGGAAGGAUUUCAGUACCAUCAUGCAGAAAAAGGAUAUGUCAUGUUGACUUAUUGGAUACCGGAUGAACCCUGCUUGCUUCCUUCUAAUGCAUCUCAUCAAGUCGGAGUUGGAGGUUUUGUGAUCAAUGACAAAAAUGAGGUGCUCGUCGUGCAAGAGAAGCAUUCUGCGCCGGCUCUUUCAGGCCUAUGGAAAAUACCAACUGGUUUCAUUCUUGAGUCAGAGGAGAUCUUUACAGGAGUUGUGAGAGAAGUGAAGGAGGAAACUGGGAUUGACACAGAAUUUGUGGAGGUUAUGGCUUUCAGGCACGCACAAAAUGUGGCCUUUGAAAAGUCCGAUUUGUUCUUCGUCUGCCUAUUAAGGCCCCUGUCAAAACAUAUCAAGGUUGAUGAUCUAGAAAUUAAGGCUGCUAAGUGGAUGCCUCUAGUUGAGUUUGUGGAGCAGCCCUUAAUACAAGGAGAUGACAUGUUCAAGAAAAUAAUUGACAUUUUCAUCGCUCGACUAGGGAAGCGUUACUGCGGAUUGUCUGUCCAUCAACUGGUUUCCAAAUUUGAUGACAAACUUUCCACAUUGUACUUCAACACAGUUGAUGAUCCAGAUUUGAACUGUGAAGCUAGUUAGCAUCACAAUCAGCAUAGAUAUUACACUUCACCACUCACAAUGACUAACAUCAGUUAGUCGUAUAUGUGAUCUGCUGUAAUCUGCAGGGUAUUGACUCUGUAAAUAUGUAAAAUAUAUGUUUUAAGUGAUUUAGUUUUCCAAAAAAGUUUUUCUUCCCUCAAUGGCACUUUAGCUCAUAAUUGUGCAAAAGCAAGGACAUAUGCUGAAUUUUUGAAUGUACAAUUUUAAGAUGCAAGACCAGUUUACUAUA